UUUCUGUCAGAACUCAGAAAGUUAAACGUUGUUUGUAUUGUGUAUUUGGCUACUCCCAAAUUAGUUAAUUAUUUAUUAAAAUCGAUACAAAUCAAGCAUCACCAUGGGGAAACGCCAGCAUCAAAAGGAUAAAAUGUACCUUACGUACACAGAGUGGACGACCCUGUACGGAGGUAAAAGAUCUGGCACUAGUAAGGAAGAAGACACAACCUUUAAACGCUUGCCGUUCGACCAUUGCUGCCUAUGCCUUCAGCCUUUCGAUGACCCUUACUGCGACAUGGAUGGCAAUAUAUUUGAGUUGCAAGCUGUAUUAGAGUUUGUAAAGAAGUUCAAAAUCAACCCCGUUACUGGGAAAAAAAUAGAUGUAAAAACCUUAACAAAGUUGAAUUUCUUCAAAAAUGCUGAGGAAGAUUAUCACUGCCCUGUGUUAUUCAAACCAUUUACAAAAAACUCUCAUAUUGUUGCCAUCAAGACCAGUGGAAAUGUGUACUCAAAUGAGGCUGUGGAACAGCUCAAUAUCAAGGGAAAGAACUGGAAGGACCUGAUCAAUGAUACUCCUUUCACGAGAGCAGAUAUAAUAACUAUACAAGACCCUAACAAUCUAACAAAGUUUAAUAUCUCUACAUUCCAUCAUAUUAAACAUAAUUUGAGAGUGGAGACUGAAGAGGAAAUAGCAAUGAGGAAAGACCCUCAUGCUAGAUUGAAAACUGUAUCAGCCGAAACGAAAGAUAUUUUACAGGAACUUGAGAAGGAUUAUAAAGCACCUGAAAAGAAGGAAGUGAAAAAAGAAGUAGCAGAUAAAUUCAAUGCAGCUCAUUAUUCCACUGGCAUGGUGGCUGCCAGUUUCACAUCAACGGCAAUGAUGCCAGAGACUGUCCAUGAAGCUGCUAUUAUCUGUGAAGAUGAUGUCAAAUAUGAUAUGGUCAAGAAAAAAGGAUAUGUAAGGCUAGUCACAAACCUAGGUCCCCUAAACUUUGAGCUGUACUGCGACUUGACACCCAAAGCAUGUGACAACUUCAUCAGACACUGCAACAAUGGAUAUUACAAUGGCACCAAAUUCCAUAGGUCUAUUCGGAAUUUUAUGAUCCAAGGAGGCGAUCCAACAGGCACAGGUUUGGGUGGGGAGUCAGUUUGGAAGAAACCAUUUGAAGAUGAGGUCAAACCCAAUUUACAUCACACUGGCAGAGGAGUGCUGUCUAUGGCGAACUCUGGACCAAAUACUAAUGGAUCACAGUUUUUCAUAACCUUCCGCUCGUGCAAGCAAUUGGACGGCAAGCACACAAUAUUCGGUAAGCUGGUCGGCGGUAUGGACACUCUUACGGCCAUGGAGCAGAUUGAGGUGGACAAUAAGGACCGGCCUAUUGAAGAUAUUGUUAUAGAAGUUGCGCAAGUCUUUGUGGACCCUUUUGCUGAGGCCGAAGAACAGCUUGUCAAAGACAGAGCAGAGGAACUUAAAAGGAAAGCAGAGGAAGAAGGGUCACAGGUUAGGCCGAAGAAAGCCAAACAACCGCUAAAAGUGUUUAGAGAUGGAGUUGGCAAAUAUCUUAAUUUACAGGAAGUGGCGCCACCAGCGACGAGUAGUAAACCAACAAAAACACAAGAACCUCCCGCCAAAAAGGUUAAAAACGAUAAAAAAUAUGGUUUUGGCGCUUUUGAUAACUGGUAAUAAGUAUUGUAAACAAAUAAGUUUUAACUGUAAAAUAAAAUACAUAUUAUUGUAAUA
Spodoptera exigua (beet armyworm) is the source of this 1723-nucleotide messenger RNA. The record is from the annotation of a GenBank genome assembly. NCBI's taxonomy places the organism in Eukaryota, Metazoa, Arthropoda, Insecta, Lepidoptera, Noctuidae.